AUGACACAAGUUAAUGAGCUAUUUAUAGAAAUAUUUUCUUGGCUGAAUGGCCCUCAAAAGCUAGAUGCUUAUGAUCUCUUUGUCAAAGAUCUUAUGCGACCCGAUGUAAAACAAUGGGAUGUGGUUAAGGUGAAUCGAGUUUUUGGUAGGGAGGAGGCCAAAACUAUCCUUAGUACUCCGUUAGUGGAGGAUGUAGUGGAGGAUAGGUUGAUUUGGCAAGAGGAACAAAGUGGUGUUUAUAGUGUGAAAUCGGGGUAUAGACUAUGGCGACGGCUUCAAAGUAAUAUUCAUCAUUAUGGUACUGAAGGCAAGUGGAGUAAUCUUUGGAGUAUUCUAGCGCCUCCCAGAGCUAAACACUUGUUAUGGCGAAUUUGUAGGGAUUGUCUCCCGACCCGGUCAAAACUUCAACAGCAUCAUGUUCAAUGCCCGACCUUAUGUCCUUGGUGUGAGUUAGAAGAUGAAGAUGAGUGGCAUGUGUUCUUUGGGUGUUGUUCUACUAGCCAAAGUUGGCGGGCAGCAGGUUUGUCAUCUAUUAUUGAAUCCCGUUUACAUACAUUCCGCGAUGCUAAGUCACUUAUUUUUGAUGUGUGUAGUCGUGAGGAUCGUAGGGAUGCGGGAAGAUUUGCGGUUUGUCUUGAGAUGCUCUGGAGAAGUAGAAAUAAUGUAGUAUGGCAAGAUACUCGUGAAGACCCUAUGCGGGUUGGUUUACAAGCCUAUCAAAAUUGGUACGAUUGGUUCCUAGCCAGAGAGAAGCAAAAUCCUUCCGGUCCUAAUAGUAAUUCAGAAAUUUGGGUUCCACCUGCGGUAAACCAAGUAAAGUGCAAUGUUGACGCAGCUUUCAACAAGGUUAGUGAUACUACUAAUAGAGGAUGGUGCUUUAGGGAUCAUGUGGGGAGAUUUAUCACAGGUGGAGUGGCUUGGGAUGUGGGUUCUCUUUCCGUCAUUGAAGCUGAAGCCACCGCUUUGAAGGAAGCAAUCCAACAUGCCAUCUCUCUUCAGUUAUCUCAUGUUAUCUUUGAAAGUGAUUGUCAAAUUCACCCUAUAUUUGGUAGUACUAAAAUCUAUAUUGUGGCACUAGAUGACAAAAACUGA
Messenger RNA from Vicia villosa (hairy vetch), 1092 nucleotides. RefSeq lists its product as uncharacterized. The record is from RefSeq and is a predicted model, not a curated record. Gene Ontology annotation, molecular function: nucleic acid binding; RNA-DNA hybrid ribonuclease activity. The coding region runs from base 1 to 1092 and encodes 363 amino acids. NCBI's taxonomy places the organism in Eukaryota, Viridiplantae, Streptophyta, Magnoliopsida, Fabales, Fabaceae. The transcript has 2 exons.